Molecule: messenger RNA, 3959 nt
Organism: Larimichthys crocea (large yellow croaker)
Lineage: Eukaryota; Metazoa; Chordata; Actinopteri; Sciaenidae
Gene: camk2b2
Product: calcium/calmodulin-dependent protein kinase (CaM kinase) II beta 2
Exons: 21
Coding region: 224-1843 (539 amino acids)
Biological process (GO): protein phosphorylation
Molecular function (GO): calcium/calmodulin-dependent protein kinase activity; ATP binding; calmodulin binding
Source: RefSeq, a predicted model, not a curated record
UAAAGAGUCCGUCCCAUUCUGCUGCCACAUCGGAAAACCCAGCGUGUUACUGUGCGUGUGCGCGCGUGUAUGUGUGUGUGUGGCUGCAGCUGAACCGUCCGGAGGUUCUGGAGGUGGGCGGAGACUAGAGCCCUAGAGGUCCUCCCCCCCCUCCACCUCACCCCUCCUCGUCCGCAGCGAACGCACCGUGCAUUUUUUCGGACUCGUCCGAGGAGGAAGCAUCAUGGCAACGACUACUUGUACGCGCUUCACGGAUGAAUACCAGCUGUACGAGGAGCUUGGCAAGGGGGCCUUUUCAGUGGUGCGGCGCUGUGUCAAACUCUGCACGGGCCAAGAGUACGCCGCCAAAAUCAUCAACACCAAAAAGCUGUCGGCCAGAGAUCAUCAGAAGCUGGAGAGAGAAGCUCGGAUCUGCAGAUUACUCAAACACCCGAACAUCGUUCGUCUCCAUGACAGUAUCUCAGAGGAGGGCUUCCACUAUCUCCUGUUUGACCUGGUGACAGGAGGGGAGCUGUUUGAGGAUAUUGUGGCUCGAGAGUACUACAGUGAAGCAGAUGCCAGUCACUGUAUCCAUCAGAUUCUAGACAGUGUGUCUUACACCCACCAACAUGACAUAGUGCACAGAGACCUCAAGCCAGAAAACCUGCUGCUGGCCAGCAAGUGUAAGAACGCAGCGGUGAAGCUGGCCGACUUUGGACUGGCCAUCGAGGUUCAAGGAGACCAGCAGGCUUGGUUUGGCUUUGCAGGGACUCCGGGCUACUUGUCCCCAGAGGUGCUGAGGAAGGAGGCGUACGGUAAACCUGUAGACAUCUGGGCAUGCGGUGUGAUCCUCUACAUCCUCCUGGUUGGAUACCCUCCGUUCUGGGACGAGGACCAGCACAAACUCUACCAGCAGAUCAAAGCCGGAGCAUACGACUUCCCCUCCCCGGAGUGGGACACGGUGACUCCGGAGGCUAAAAAUCUGAUCAACCAGAUGCUGACUAUCAACCCAGCCAAGAGAAUCACAGCCCAGGAGGCUCUGAAGCACCCAUGGGUCUGCCAACGCUCAACGGUGGCCUCCAUGAUGCACAGACAGGAGACAGUCGAGUGCCUGAAGAAGUUUAACGCCAGGAGGAAACUCAAGGGUGCCAUUUUGACCACCAUGCUCGUCUCCAGGAACUUCUCUGUGGGUCGACAGACUACAGCGCCGGCCUCCGUCAGCGCCGUGGCUGGAACCACCGCCGGCAUCGUGGAGCAAGCCAAGAGUCUCCUCAACAAGAAGGCUGAUGUCAAGCCCCAGACAAACAGCACGAGAAACAGCAUAGUCACCAGCCCCAAAGGCAACAUCCCCUCUGCUGCGCUGGAGCCUCAGACUACUGUUAUCCAUAAUCCAGUAGAUGGGAUCAAGGAAUCAUCUGACAGCAGCAACACCACUAUUGAGGAUGAAGAUGUGAAAGCUCGCAAACAGGAGAUCAUAAAGAUCACAGAGCAGCUGAUCGAAGCUGUCAACAAUGGAGACUUUGAGGCCUACGCGAAGAUCUGCGACCCCGGUCUGACCUCGUUUGAGCCGGAGGGGCUGGGUAAUCUGGUGGAGGGAAUGGACUUCCAUCGAUUUUAUUUUGACAAUCUCCUCUCCAAGAACAGCAAACCCAUCCACACCACCAUCCUCAACCCUCAUGUGCACAUGAUCGGGGAUGACGCCGCGUGCAUUGCCUACAUCCGCCUGACGCAGUUUGUGGACGGGCAGGGACGUCCCCGCUCCAGCCAAUCAGAAGAGACCAGAGUAUGGCACCGCAGGGAAAGCCGGUGGCAAAACGUCCACUUCCACUGCUCAGGAGCUCCCGCUGCCCCGCUGCAGGGAUGAGGUAUAUCAGCCUGGUGAAGGAUCUUGUGGAUAAUCUAAGAGAGCGAAUCGGCGCCGAGAGAGAGGUCCAGGUGGAUGGAGGGUGGCUUAAAGGAGUCUGAGGAGUCGCCCUGCACACCCACCUCGCUCUUCUUUCUCUCUCUUUUUGUCUCUCUACAACCUCAAAACACAAACAGUAACGCCGACGCUCCCAUCGCCAAAACCCCACCCGCGCUACAGCAGAGGGCGACUCAGCCAAAAAAUAAAGAAAGGAAACUCUUUAACCCGCAGCAACACACCUGGACAACACCUGUCCUCGUCUCCUUGAUUCUGUGGCAAAGCCUCCAGCGUGGCGCUCUCCUUUUCCUCCUCCUCAAGCAUAAAGUUACUUACUUCUAGUAUUACUAUGGCUGCAGUCUGUUGUUGUGCUCUUUCACCUGUACAGUAUAUUUCUUAGUCCUUUUAAACCUCCUCUUCUGGUAUCUUCUUUUUUAAUGACGAGCAUGACUCUUACCUGUGUUCCAGUGGCUGUUUCCUUUCUGCACGACUAAGGCUGCCUGUGUGAAACGAACAAACAGUACCACGAGUCUCGCAGAGACGGCGGUGGGUGUAUUUAAUCAUCCCUUUUGUUUUGAUAUUCAAUGCAGCUUUUUGUUUUUGUUGUUGUCCCCCCCCCUCCACUCGCCUCGCCUCUUUCUCUGGAGUGCAGUUGACCCCGAACCGACGCCUCCGUUUUGUUCGCCGGACCCGUCUGAGCCACUCAGUGAAAACCAUGCAAGCAUGCUAAGAUAUUACUGUCGUUACCUGAUUCUCUAUGUACUGAACAUUGCAAGUUAACUACUGGAGUUAUGACAAUGGUUGAAAUUAUAGUAUCAUGCUGUUUAUGUAAAUUUCCAGUUUCGUCGUGGUGACUUAACUACAAAUAUGCUGUAGCUGGUAUUUAAUUGCAUGAUAUUCCAAGUUAAUAACGUCGGUACGUUGGGUGUUAUCGUGCAUCUCUUUUUUGUUUUUGGACUGAACUGUUGGUGAGCUAUAAUCUAUUGCCUCUAUUUUCUGGGCUUUGUAAGUGCAUAAACUUUAAAUUCUUUUGUGUUACUAUGAUAGUGUAGUGUGUGAGGAUCAUGACAGAAUAUGCCUUUUGAAGAAAACUGCUGGAUCCAGAUCAGUUUUAGGCUCUUUAACGUAUUAAAGACAGAAAUCCAAGAACAUAUUUAAUAUUUUAUUGUUUUUAGAAUCGAUCGGACUGAAGAAAAUGUCAGAUUUUUAUUUUUUGCUCCACAUUAAAAUACAGAAAUCUAAACAAGUAAACAAGUAAACAAGGCACUGAUAUUGGGGACAUAUAUUUAUUUAUUUGGUUCAACAUACAUGUCGAAACAAGCAUCUCCAAAACAGCUUUGUGAUAAUUCACAGACCUGUCCUCAAGAGGGCGCCAACAUCUAACCACAGAGAAUUACUGUAACUCUGAGUCAACAAUAUACGAUCAUUGAGGUGGUUCCAUUCAGGAUUCAACAAUAAAUAAUGUCUGUAUGCAUGCAUACAUACGCUGGUGUUUUUAGAGUUUGUCAUGGUAGUAAAUGGAGAGCCUGAUAUUUUCUGAGUAUACAGUGAAUAAAGUUUGAAACGAGGAAAAUAAACAAAAGAAAGUUGAACUAUUUUUGGACUUUGCAAAUUGAGCCAAAAGCAUCUUUAAAUACUUCAAGUUUGACUCACUGUCAGAGUUUAUUUUGAACAUUUGUACAAUGAAACUCAAAUCGGGCUUGAAGCCAAAACCAACAGUCCUCCUCCCUGUCCAGUCUAAAGCCUGACAGCAUCCGGGCUUUAACAGGAUUACUAUGAAGUAAUCGUCCCCUUUGGCAAACACUCUUUAUUCCAUUGAUUAGGAUUUGGCCGCGGUGUCACGUUAACCCUCAUGAUCAGCAGACGACUGAGUAAUAGUAAGAGAACGUGAGUGUAUGUACAAGCUUUCUUUUUUUAAAUCUAUCAUACAGGUACUGACAGUGAUGAUGAUGAUGAUGAUGAUGAUGAUGAUGAUGAUGAUGAUGAUUCCUCUGGUGUGCAUUCCAAGUCUUAUCAAUAUUAAAAUGUGAUCAGAUGUAAUCAGUGUGUGAACCAAUAAAAUGACAAUGCAGAGAGCAAC